Messenger RNA from Archocentrus centrarchus (flier cichlid), 1656 nucleotides. RefSeq lists its product as uncharacterized. Bases 101 to 835 code for a protein of 244 amino acids. The record is from RefSeq and is a predicted model, not a curated record. Gene Ontology annotation, molecular function: protein dimerization activity. Lineage: Eukaryota; Metazoa; Chordata; Actinopteri; Cichliformes; Cichlidae. The transcript is spliced from 2 exons.
CACCCGUGAGUGGAACCAACUGAAGGAACUGAGUGCAGUUCUUGCUCCAUUUUCUGAGGCAACAGACCUGACAGAAGGAGAGAAAUCAGUUACCAUUAUUAUGGUGGUUCCAACUGUCCUGGACUUGAAUACACACCUCCUCAAGAUGGAGGAGACCCGAAUGCAGUGCCGGCCAUUAGUUGCAGCCCUCAAGCAGUCUCUGAUGAAAAGAUUUUCUGGAAUCUUUAUAAAAAUAAACAUGGCCAAAGAGAGCGGAAGAGAGCAACCUUUUAACCACAAUGUGUACUUUUUUGCUACCAUGCUGGAUCCGCAGUUUGGCUUAAGCUGGGUGGACUUAGAUGUUACCAAUGGGGGAAAUGCAGCAUCAGUGAAGAAGUUCAGAGAAGAACUUAAGAAGACUCUGACAGACACAUUGAUCUUUGAGGUGGAGAACAUGAUGGACAGUAAAGAUGAAACGGGCUCAGAAGCCAGGAAUGUGGAUCCAGCCAGUGAUUCACCACCAGCUAAAUGUCCUCGCCUUCUGUCCCGCUACAAGGCCCACAAGAAACGCAGCUCAGUGCAGGAUUCAAGUAUUGUAACACAGAUAAGCAAAUACUUUGAUGCCGUCCGUGACUCUGAUCCUGACAAUGCACUUGUCUUCUGGGCCAAAAACCAUGCCAGAUUUCCACAACUCCACAAUUUGGCAUUGAAGGUGCUAUCAGUCCCUGCCUCCUCUGCACCAGUGGAGAGGGUUUUCAGUAGAGGAGGCAUUAUAAUGAGACCCCAUCGUGCACGUUUAGGUCACAGAAUGUUGCAAUCUCUCAUGUUUUUAAAAUGCAACCAAACUUUACUUUAAAGUGAUUUCUACUGAUUUAACUUUAAAGGUGUGCAACUACUACUUUAUUGCAACCACUGUGCAACUAUAUGGUUAUCCUGUCAUGUCCUGGGCCUGUGGCCCAGUGUUUUGUUCCUUUUUGUGAAAUUCUGUUUUGUUGUAUUUUGUAGUUAUGUUGUCUUAGAUUUCCUUUCAGUUUAGAUCCUCAGUUUGUUAUUGUUUGGGUAUUCUGUUAUUAGUUAUUUGUAUAUUAUUCUGGUUCCCCUUUGUUCUGGUCUUUCCAUGUUUGUAUCUGUUUUGUCCCCGUGUCUUGGCUCUUCUCUGUGUUUAGUUCCCUUCCCAUUGUUUUCUUGUGUGUGUGGUGUUUAGGUUCCCUCUCCCAUAGCUUUAGAGUUUAGUUCUCCCUAUGUUUUCCCUUAGUGUCCCAUCCUUGUCUUGUCUCUGUCUUCCCCGUGUUGUCAGCCUGUGUUCAAGUAGGUGUCUCUUUAGUCAUAUGUUUAGAUUCUGUCUGUGUCAGGUUUCCGUGCGUUAAGCCUGCAUGUCUGUCAUGGUUAGUCACUUGCUGUUUUAUUUUCACAGUCUCGUGUUCCUUGUGCUUUGUGUUCAGUUUUGGCUCCCCUGUGUAAUUAUGUUCAGCUGUGCCCCUCACCCAUUGUUACACUCCUCAUUAGCCCUGGUGUAUUUAUUGUCUGAUUUUGUCUUUGUCAGGUCCUUGUCAGUGUAGCCAUCCAUGUUGGCUUGCCUGCUGUGUGUUUUCAAAACACUGUUUUGGUUUCUAGUUUCAAGUUUUUUCAUAUAGCUGGCCCCUAACCAACCUAGUCUUGUUACAUGUGUACAAUAAA